Molecule: messenger RNA, 1127 nt
Organism: Bactrocera oleae (olive fruit fly)
Lineage: Eukaryota; Metazoa; Arthropoda; Insecta; Diptera; Tephritidae
Product: myosin-9
Source: RefSeq, a predicted model, not a curated record
GCACCUAAUCAAUUGUAAACAGAUUUAUCCUUUAUCGUGCAUGUAUUAGAAUUAUGUAGAUAUUGUUUUUUUGAAAACUGGACCAUCGGGUCUACGUAACCGGAACGGAUCCGAAUUUGUAUCCGACCAAGAACUAUCAACUCGACAGCAUCCCUCAAAAUUAUUUGUGGGAUGUUUUCUACUUCUACAACAACAAAAACAUUUAUACCACCAUAUUAAAUACAAGCUAAAAUUAAAAAUCACAUUAAUAUUAAGCACUUCUCUAAGUUGUCCUUAUUUAGAAUGCACUUCAUUCGAUUAAAGAAGAAAGUUGCUCUGAAAGAGCAACUGUGAGCUAUCCUAGCUAAGAGUGUCAAACGAAAUUUUCUGUUAUUUCUGAAUAUUUGAAGCAAUAUUUUUAAAAAUAAAAUCAAUUAUACCACGCACUUAUUUUACAUUUAUAUACCUAAGAUAUUUUCUAAACAAUUAAAUACACCGAAAUGGCACAUAAUACGGAUUGCACCAAUGACUUGGAUAAGUUCCAAAGGGAGGACCAUGAUGCCUGCUCAGCAAAUGUGUCAACAUCAAAUCCGUCGCUCUACGACAAAUCACAAUCGCUGGUAGAUAUAGCGAAUAAUACGUUUAAAGAACUUUGUCGUACUCUAGAGAACGAACAAUCAAAAUUAAUGGAAUUAGAAGAACGUCGCAAAAAACUCCAAGAAGAAAUGCAACGUCUCAAACAAGAAAUUGAGGAAGAGAAACAUACAUACCGCCUUAACUUGGUGGAAUCUUUAACAGAGAAUGCGGAGGCAAUGAGCGCGAAGAGUAUGGAAACGGACGAAGAUUCAGGCUCCGAAAUACAAAACAAAUUGUAUACGUGUUACGAAGCCGAUGAAACAGUUAACGCUACAGAAGCAUCACCUGCCAGCUACUCGGCAGAUGAGGAUGAUAACAAGCAUCCCAAUGAGAUUGCUCGCAAUAUCCAGAAAAAACUUCAGAGUGUAGUUGCAGAGUGCGUUAUUGAACAAUGCAAUUAUGAUGAGCCAGCGCUUGAGACGGAAAUUUUGGAAAACCAAUCUACUUGAAGACGGUGCACUUUUAUUUAUGUAUAUUUGUAUUUUUAUAACCCAUAAAAAUUUGUUGAAGAA